Molecule: messenger RNA, 717 nt
Organism: Cydia amplana
Lineage: Eukaryota; Metazoa; Arthropoda; Insecta; Lepidoptera; Tortricidae
Product: neuropeptide CCHamide-1 receptor-like
Exons: 4
Coding region: 163-717 (184 amino acids)
Biological process (GO): G protein-coupled receptor signaling pathway
Cellular component (GO): plasma membrane
Molecular function (GO): neuropeptide receptor activity
Source: RefSeq, a predicted model, not a curated record
GUUUUCGGUUACGACUUCGCAAGUUCGAAAUUCGAAUUCUACUGAACUAAGUUUCGUAUCGACAAUGUAUUGUAACGAAAUGUGUAAGUGUGUGCGUAUUGUGUAACUUUAAUGUGUAGUGGGGAGUUUUUUUGAAGAAAGCAGUUGAGCAUAACAUGCACCAUGGAAGACUACAACAUAUCCAUGGAAGAGCUCAUGAACGGCUCGGAGCCCUACCAGCCUUACUACCAACGCCCUGAGACUUACAUAGUGCCAAUCAUGUUCGCGCUCAUCUUUGUGAUUGGGGUCGUUGGCAAUGGAACGCUGGUCGCUGUGUUUGUGAGGCAUAAGGCUAUGAGGAAUGUGCCUAAUACAUACAUCCUCUCCCUCGCACUUGCCGACCUCCUCGUGAUCAUAACCUGCGUGCCCUUCACAUCAAUCGUGUACACGGUGGAGUCCUGGCCGUGGGGCGUGACGGUGUGCCGCUUGUCGGAGGCGGCGAAAGAUGUCAGCAUCGGCGUGUCCGUCUUCACGCUGACAGCGUUGUCGGCCGACCGGUAUUUCGCGAUCGUGGACCCGCUCAGGAAGCUGCAUGCUACUGGUGUGACGAUGUGCCGCGUGUCGGAGGCGGCGAAAUACAUCAGCAGCGGCGUAUCCGUGUUCACGCUGACGGCGUUGUCGGCGGACCGGUAUUUCGCGAUCGUGGACCCGCUCAGGAAGCUGCACGCCACGGGUUAG